AUUUGUAACAAUAUUUUUAGGUUUUGCCAAUGUCAAAUGAUGUCCGGAAAGCUCUAGCAAGUGCCGCACAUCCUUCAAUAGACGUGGAACUUGCGCCCCCGGAAUUGAUAGGCACUACGGAAAUUCUAACGGAAGAGCACCGUCUCGCCUUGUACCAUCACUUACCUGCAAGGGCUGAAGGCUACAAUUGGACGCUUGUAUUCAGCACUAGUCAACACGGCUUCAGCUUGAACUCUAUGUAUAGGAAAAUGUACAAAUUAGAAUCGCCAAUUUUACUUCUUAUUCAAGACACCGACAAUAACGUGUUUGGUGCGUUGACAUCAUGCGCCUUUCAAGUGUCUGACCAUUUUUACGGCACCGGGGAAUCCCUGCUAUUCACUUUCGUUCCUCAUUUCCAAGUGUACAAUUGGACAGGUGAAAAUCUCUACUUUAUCAAGGGUAACAACGAAAGUUUAAGUAUUGGAGCCGGCGAUGGGAAAUUUGGUUUAUGGCUAGAUGGCGACCUCUAUCUGGGCCGUUCGGAAGCUUGCAAAACUUAUGGGAACGACCCGUUGACGCCCACCGUCGAUUUCGUUGUAAAAACGCUCGAGUGCUGGGCAUUUAUUUAAACAAUUAGCUGAAAUUCAUUCCCCAUCGAAGUAAAAGUAAUUUCAUCCCACACAUGUUCAAGUUACUGCAUUUGACCAGGUAAAUUAUUAUACUGACAUUUUUUCCUCUCUUUAUCGGUUCGAAUAGUUGUCCUUUGGAUUCUGUGUAUUAUUAUGACAAAUUUCAAAAAUCCGAGGCUGUUCUGAUAUAUAUUUGGAAAAUCCAAUAUAAAAGAUGAGAAGGAAGUGGUGUGGCCAAUAUUACUAACAAUAACACAAUUAAACAGAUUAUCAUUUUUAAAUAAGUUCAAUUUAAAUUUAUUUUUAUUUUAAUCAGCAUAGACAAGCACACUAAAAUCAAAAAGCGUAAAUUAAUGUUCUUGAGGCUUGAAAUCAUCAAGGCCUAAAAAUAUGAUAAAAUACGCUCAAAAUGCCAAUCAUUGAUAAUUUUUAUUCCUAAUGAAAACUUUUUCCCAAAAUUCUA
Messenger RNA from Agrilus planipennis (emerald ash borer), 1071 nucleotides. RefSeq names its product oxidation resistance protein 1-like. Lineage: Eukaryota; Metazoa; Arthropoda; Insecta; Coleoptera; Buprestidae. The record is from RefSeq and is a predicted model, not a curated record. Gene Ontology annotation, cellular component: nucleus. The transcript has 2 exons. Gene Ontology annotation, biological process: response to oxidative stress. Bases 30 to 608 code for a protein of 192 amino acids.